Diplodia corticola is the source of this 1398-nucleotide messenger RNA. RefSeq lists its product as uncharacterized. NCBI's taxonomy places the organism in Eukaryota, Fungi, Ascomycota, Dothideomycetes, Botryosphaeriales, Botryosphaeriaceae. Bases 1 to 1398 code for a protein of 465 amino acids. The record is from RefSeq and is a predicted model, not a curated record. The transcript is spliced from 2 exons.
AUGCCUGAUGACAAUCCCCACAUGCCUGGCUGGGGAGGGCUUCCCCGUGUGAUGAAGGAGCAAGUGCUGGUAACAUGGAAUGGUCAAGAUGAGGGAGAUGAACAGUACUUCGGAUGCCUUUCCCCGACCAAUGACAAAUGCGACGAUAGCAAGAGGGGAUUGAGCCUGGAAGUUUACGCGAGCGAAGGCGAAGAACAUGCCGUGCUGGUCAAGUUCCAUCUCUCUGUCUGGACCCCUGCCGCAAGGACCAAAAAGCCUCGGGACAUGUACGUCAUCUUACCUACACCGGCUCUCUCCAUGACAAGGCAUCUCGUCAACGCUGUGCCCGAGAACGUGCGCAACCAUCUACCCCAUGCACCCUCCUACAAUCGUAUCCACUUCGAACUCUCCGACUCGGGAGCACCUCGCCAUGAUGUUCCGUCUGAUCCGCCGCCGUACAAUGAGAAAGACCUGAAUCCAGACAGUAGCUCAGGGCCUGAGGUGGGUUGGAGGACAUCUCCGCUCCCGGCUGCCCUCUUGUCCAAAGGUGUCGCGGCCCAGACUACAACCACCACUAAACGGAAGAAGGCUGAAGCUGGAUUCUCGUCAAAUGAGGGUGCUGUAGUUCACAAACAUCCCCGCCAGGCUCCUUCCGGUUCGGAUUCGGAGCCUGAUCAAGGGGGUCGGCUAGCAGCUUUUGAUCCGCAGCUGGCUCUUGCCCAGGAACUGCCACCCACCGAGGCAGACCCGGAGUUCACAGCACCCGGCAAUGAACCCCCGCUCGUACCACCUCCCAAUGUGCCACGGGAUCCCAGUUCCAGCCCCCAGCCCUUCCCAUCCUCAACUCCCACAGAGCAAGCCAAGGAGGGUUUGGCACAGCCUCGCCUGCCGGCCGCACCAUACCACCAGAAGGUCGGCGACGUGCUGCAUUACAAAAUGGUUCACUUUUUCCUCUAUGCCCUCCGGCGGGAUGGUGAUGCGAUAACGAAUUACGCAAAGGACUUUCUAGAAAUGGGCCAUCACGUCAACGCUGUGGAUGACAAAGCCUUCCGCGCGGUCAAGCACCGUUGCUACAGUUCCCUGGCUACUCGCUCCGCCCGCCACGGGUUUCCCGCCCCGUCGACGCCGGACCAGAUCAGCGACCAGGUCAACGUGCUGCUGGACUGGCUGGACGACGCCAUUUCUGAAGAGGCCUAUGCUCUGCUUGACCGCCAUUACGCUUGCUUGGCGGGAAUGGUUGCGGAUGCCGAAGCUGGCGCGGGGUUCGUGCAGGAGGAAUUUGAGAUACGCAGGGCUGACUUCUACGCGGCGGCGUUUCGUGUGGCUGAUGGGAUCAUGCGUGAUUGUCCCGAGAGGCCACCGCUUCUGUGUGCGGAAAGUGUACACGGUCUUUGUCGGUCGUACAGUUCUUUUAGAUGA